Messenger RNA from Suillus clintonianus, 3108 nucleotides. RefSeq lists its product as uncharacterized. The record is from RefSeq and is a predicted model, not a curated record. The coding region runs from base 1 to 3108 and encodes 1035 amino acids. The transcript has 20 exons. NCBI's taxonomy places the organism in Eukaryota, Fungi, Basidiomycota, Agaricomycetes, Boletales, Suillaceae.
AUGCAGUCAACAGCGCAGCGGUGGAACGCAUUCUCAAGUCACACUCCUGGGUCCCUACCUCUAUCGCCUCGGUCCAAUGGGAUUCAAUAUCUUCAUGCUCUGGUGGUAGAUCUUCUACAUGAGUUUGAAAUCGGUGUAUGGAAAAUGUUAUUUAUUCACUUGUUGCGAAUUAUUGCUGCGCAUGACAAGAGCUUAAUUCAUCGAUUGGACGAGAGGUAUAGGGAAACCCCGACGUUUGGCGCAGCCACCAUACGAAAGUUUUCGUCUAAUGCUUCCGACAUGAAACGUAUGGCGGCACGAAACUUUGAGGACCUCCUCCAGGGUGAACUAGAACAUCGUACUCCAAAGGCCAGGUAUCGCCGCACCGAUCGCAAGUCAUUUGUCAAACAGUUGACUCGAAUUGAACGCCGCCAGGCUCGCAUUCGCCGUAUCGGGGACAAAAGUGUUCAUCGCCCCCAUAUCGACAUUUCUGAGUUGGCGACAAGCCCUCAUGCCCACCAUCAUAUUGGUUUGACCCAAAAGUACCCUGUGCAUAUAGGAUCGUUCUUGCGCAGCCACCAAGGAGAUCCAGCCGUCACAAAUUUUUUUUCCAAAUUGAAAGCCCAUCUAUUGCUUCGUUUUGAUACAUCAAGUAGCACUGAAGAUAACGAUAACAACACAAUAAUUAUAAAGGACGAUCGAAUGUAUCGGCAUAACAUCGCGAGGUUUAACUUCACAACCUACGAUGUUCGCAGAGGCCAAGAUGUGAUCAACCCGAGGACUCCCCAUUGUAAUGUUAUGGUUCUCCGCGCCGACACUGACAUAAGGCAUGAAGGUCACAAAUAUAUGUACGGGAAGGUAUUAGCAGUAUACCACGUCAACGUGAUUUUUAUCGGACGCGGUAUGGUCGAUUACACUCCCCAUCGAAUGGAGUUUUUGUGGAUACGUUGGUAUGCACCCAUCGAUCAGGACUCCACCUGGGAGACCCUGGACCGAGUGGACUUUCCGCCCCUAGAGGACGAGCACUCAUUCGACUUCCUUGAUCCCGCAGAUGUACUCAGGGGCUGUCACAUUAUACCUCGCUUUGACAGCCGCAAGAGACAUCUCGACGGAUUGGGUGCGUCGGCAAGUGCGGGAGACAAGGAUGAUUGGUGCGAAUAUUUUGUCAAUCGAUUUGUUGACCGCGAUAUGCUUAUGCGAUUCCAUUUCGGGCUCGGUGUUGGGCAUGUGUACUCUCACCACCUCGCUCCGCAGGCUGCAAUCCAGCAAGAUAAUAUUGCAGCGCAGUCCGCGUCCACUUCUCAUGUCGGAGAAGGUGAUGAAGAUGCCAGAAACUCUGGAGAGGAUGACGAGGAAGUUGACGAGGAAGUUGACGACGAUGAUAAUCCGAUGGUGAAUCCCGUUGAACCAUGGUAUGGCAGUAGCCAAGAAUCGCUGUUAGAACAGUACGAAGAGAUUGAAAAACGUAACGUGUCCAGAUUUAGAAGUUUCAGAGAGCCCACAGCUUUCUCGUCCAACGCUCACGACUAUAUGGAUUCAGCUGCGAUGUUUGACUCAUUUUUGUUUGACAAUCCCGGCCUCAUGCCCAACUCUGGCAAUUUCGUUGAUCUGAACGAUAUCGACUUCAUCGGUUACUUGUCUGUGGGACAUGGGCCGACGCUGUACCCUUUAUAUUGUCGACCAAUGCUACAUAUUGCAUUGACAGUACACAUCUCACUCUACGCUUACGUUCUUACAUCAAUCGUCCAUCGUUCAGUCUUCGAGACACAACAGAUGGCGGAAGUUCCUGUAUAUGUCAAUUCUUUUUACGCUGUGAAUGCUCAAAUAAAUUUUCCUGCGAAGUCCACGAGGGCAGGUCCCGAUAACCGGUUCUAUGUUGUAUAUGAUGGCGUUAGUUCUAAUGUUUCUAGCACUGUCAUUCAUCUCGCCCGCCAUCCCACAGGUUAUUACCCUUGGUCCCACGUUGACCUCACAGCCUUUCAGGCUAUAUCAGAUGCACCCAACAGUGGCAGUCUCCUGGUCAUUCCUGGUCCCGCCCUCGCGAUGCCAGGCCACGUAACUGCACCCGACGGUGCAAAUGGUGACGAACAUUCGAUACCCGGAGACCCAGCCAGUGCCCAUGCAUCCCCAACAGCGACGUCAAACUCGCCGACCAUCUUUUCCUGGAUUUCGUGCUCGGGCCAAAUGGUGCACAGCGCCCCUGCCAGUACCCAUCAAUCACAGGCAGAUGGCGGAUCAACUCGGACUUCCUCGCGACAAAAGGCGAAAAAAGCUGCUAAAGCCGAAGGAGGCCUCAAGAACGUUAUAGGGAGAUUGCCAAAGUGGAGAAAGGCCUUUGCCUACCUUCGGAUCCAGCUACGAGUAUCGGUUUGCACAGGCGAAACCGGAAACCCCCACCUGUUCAAUUUUGAAAGCCGGGCAGCAGCUAUUCAGCUAGCUUGGCCUCGUGCUCUCCAUCGGGCUAACAUCGACUCCGGUGAUUUGGAAAUGGUGAUGUCGUUUAAAACUGGCACUUACAUGACUCUUGAAAGUAUAUUGGAAUUGGCCAACCCAUCGCUUUCAGAGUUUGUCUAUGAUAUCAAGCGCCUGGCGUCUUACUCGAUCGGCGACUCUCACGGAGGCUUUGGUUUUGAUGACUUGGGUGCGGGUGUCUUAUUGAUUGACACGGUCCAAAGACUGCUCCAGCUGUUCAUCAGACCAAAGUCAAAUAUCCUGCCAAUUAGUCUUAACGGUUUUGCCUGCUUUCUCACCCAUCAGAUCUCCAAAGAGAUCAUGUGGCACAUCGUUUUCCGUCCAACUACAUCACACUCUGUUCGACUGGUGUUGGCCGAUCUAGAGCCAGCAACGUUCAGGAGUGUAGAGCAUCCACCCUUUCCGACUAUGUCUCUGCUGGGGUCCAAUUGUUACGCUGCUCUGUUGGAGAAAUAUUCGACUUUGACCAACAUACCCGUCGACCUGCUAAUUCAGUAUCCAACCCCGGCUGAGGUAUAUGAUCAGCUCUGCGAGACGGCUGUAAUACUUGUCAACGAGCACGACGACGAAGAUCACCCGGGACUCAUGUCUAGCUUGGCUAAAUUGUGCAACAUUUCGGUCACUGAAGUCCACCGACUUGGCCGAACACAUGAUUGA